CAUUGUGUAUAGCUAAGAGAUUGAUAGUUUUUAUGUAUCCCACAGAUGAUGAUAUAAAGGAAUAUCUUAACAAACGGUUGGAGUCACUAGAAGAGACUAUAGUUCAACAACAGUGUGUUAAUGAUAUAAAGUCAUACCUUAAUGUAAGUUUGGAGUCACUGGAAGACACUAUAAUUCGACAGCAGACUAAUAAAGACUUUGUCGACCCAGCACACAAUUGUAGCCACAUUAGACAUUGCGACCCAGGAGCUACUUCAGGUUACUACUGGCUGCAGAGCUCCCCUGACUAUGCAGUGAGGGUGUUCUGUGAUAUGGAGAGGGUGUGUGGGUGUGAUGAGGGGGGAGGAGAGUGGAUGAGAGUGGCCGAUAUCAACAUGACUAGACCCAAUGAGAACUGUCCAGCAGGGUUCAGAAAGGUCACUGCCUCCGGCAAGACAAUGUGUGGAGGUCAGAGUUCACGCUGCAUCAGUACCACUUUCGGCUCACAUGGACUCCAGUACAGUCGAGUGUGUGGGAAAAUCAUUGGCUACCAAUUCGCAACUACAGAUGCAUUUGGUAUAACUGGUAGAUCUAUUGACACUAUCUUUGUUGAUGGCAUAGUCCUAUCUCAUGGCUCUCCACGUAACCACAUCUGGACUUUUGCUGCUGGACAUGGUCAGUACAAAACUAAUCGAAAUGGCUGUCCCUGCAAUGGUGCUUCCUACAGUGGAACUAUACCACCAUAUGUUGGCAAUGAUUACUUUUGUGACAGUGGACACCAUGAUACAGGCAAUCCACAGACCUACUUUACUAGCGACCCACUCUGGGACGGUGCUGGCUGUGUUAGUGGCUCCUGCUGUACCUUCAACUCUCCUCCGUGGUUCUGUAAGAACUUGUCCACACCAACUACUGAUGACAUUGAGCUACGUCUCUGUCUGAAUUCGGAUGUUACUAACGAAGACACACCUUUUGAAAUAGUGGAGCUCUAUGUUCAGUGAGCUGGCCACUUGUGACUCGAAACUCAGAAUAUAUACUAUAAUUAGUGGUGUGAGUAUUUACAGCUCUCAUAAAGUGUUGUUUUAAUGAAUGAC
This is a messenger RNA of Geodia barretti, 1070 nucleotides long. Lineage: Eukaryota; Metazoa; Porifera; Demospongiae; Tetractinellida; Geodiidae. The record is from the annotation of a GenBank genome assembly.